AUGACUUUCAAGAAGGUCAACUCUCAAUCAACUGCUUUCAAGGCUGCUAAUUCCAAAUUCUCUGCUGAAGUAGAGAGCAUCAUUGGUGUUAAUUUUGGAAGCUUUGGAGCUGUUACAAGGAGUAAGGCCAGAAUGCCAAGACAACAAACACGUCAAGUGUUAUUUGAGCCAACUCCAAUUUUUGAAUCUUCAACCCCAAAAGGAGCGAGGUCUCGGGAAAGUGCUUCGGAAGAAGAAAGCAAUGUGGUAGAAACAAUUAAGAAAACUCUUACUCUACUUGAGCACUCUGCAUUUUUGGAAGCACAGGAAUCCGGAUUAAUUGAGGAGAAGGACCAGAUUUUGAUUCAUGAAUAUGUUCGCAUUUUCAAAAAUUCAUGUGAGCAACUCAACUUGAAUCAACCAAGUUGGCAUCGUCGCCGCCGUCAAAUCAUGAAUCCACCACUGCCUGCCGCCAUCGCCGAAGCUCCGGUGACUUUUGACAUCGCGGACCAGUCCCAACAGGCCCGUGACAAGUGGUAUCAGAGCUGCACUUUGAACAUGGCAUACGACGGUGAUGAGGAGGUUCACGGUGGAGACAAUUUGGGCAAAACCAAGACCAAGAAACGUGACAAGAGUAGGAACAAGGAUGAGGCCCAAAUUCCAGUUAGUGAGGCUAUUACAAACGUGGAAAAUGGUGAAGGUUCCGCAUCCGGCUCUCUUGAUGAGAGAAUCGUUAGCACGGAGGCUGGUUUAGCAGUUUUGGGCCAUCGCUUCAAGACCAUUGAGUCCAACGUCGGUACCCUUGAGGUGGCUGCUCUUGAAGGGCUGGACGAAGUCAAAGCUGACUUGUCCGAGCAAAAUGAAGAGCACAAGGAGGGGAUGACCAGCUUGGAACUCAAUCUUACGAAAGCAUUAUCGGCGCUACACGAGGAGUUUGGGUCGAAACUGUCCGAGGUGAUGUUGGGGCAGUCUGCUUUGCAGGAAGAAGUUGCUGACUUGAAGCAACAACUGGAAGCAGCCCGUGUUGGUGGAAAUCAUGGUUCCGUGGCUUACCAUGAUGCUUGUAUUGAGGCUCCUAAACCCAACGUGUUUAAGGGUGAGAGGAACGCUCAAGACGUAGAAAAUUUCAUAUGGCAAUUGGAGUCGUAUUUUGAGCACGUCAAGAUUGUUGACGGGGCAGCAAGGAUCCGGAUUACAACCAUGUACUUUAGUGACGUCGCAAUGUUGUGGUGGUGUAGGAAAAAAGUGGACAUGGAGAGGGGUCUUUGUACCAUAGCUGAUUGGGAUCAGUUUAAGGAUGAGUUGAAGGAGCAAUUUUACCCUCAAAACGUUGUAGAUGAAGCCCGACGGAAGUUGAGGAAACUUAAACAAACUUCUUCCAUUCAUAACUAUGUGAGGGAGUUUACGAAGCUCUCACUUCUUGUGACAAGUUUCAGCAGUGAGUUUCUUGAUGGCCUCCAAAAUUGGGCCAAACAAGAGUUGAGGAGGCGUAAUGUCAAAACCGUGGAUGAGGCCAUUAAAGUGGAGGAAUCCUUGAUUGAUUUUCAUGCCGAUUAUGCCAAGGCGAAGGAUAGUCGGAACAAGCCCGUUGCUGCCAAAGGAGAUCAUGGGGACAAGGGCAAAGACAAGUUUAUUCCCAACAAAAAUCAUGAGUUCAAAGGAGAACGCAACCAGCCAUCGUCAUUCCGCAAGAACUACGAGGAAAAGAAGAAAGGUGUAGCUAACCACGAUAGCGGCUGCUACCUUUGCGGGGAUACGUCUCACUUUGCGAGGUCUUGUCCUUCAUUGAGUAAGAUGGGAGCGAUGAUUGCAGCAACACGGAAGGAUCAAGCUAGUACACAAGCCGGGAGUUUCGAGGAGCAAGAAGCACAAGCUGCCAAUCCGGAGAAAGGAAAGGGACAUGCCGUGGGUUUGUUCAACCACAUGGCUUUGUUUAACCACAUGACUCUUGCUGCUCUGGCUGCAAAGAAGCACAAUGUUAGAGCUCGAGAGUCAUUAUUUGUUGAUGGAGAGGUGAAUGGCCGAGCAGUCUGCAUUAUGGUGGACACCGGAGCAACGCAUAACUUUGUUACGGAGGAAAAGGCUAAAGAACUUGGCCUUGCAUUCGUGACUAGUGGUUCCAUGUUAAAGACCGUCAAUUGUCUCCCUACCAAUGUCAAUAGCCUCGCUCCUCGGGUGAGUCUCACCUUGGGAGGUUGGAAGGGAGAAACGGAUUUUUCGGUUGUUCCGAUGGAUAUCUUUGAUAUUGUAUUAGGGCUGGAUUUUUGGUAUGAGAUUAACGCAUUUAUUUCGCCACGUCUCAACCAGCUAGCCAUUUGUGAUAUGGGUGGUUCUUGUAUUGUUCCACUUAUUCGUGUCGCUCAAAGUGGCACACGUUUGUCGGCGAUGCAGCUUGUUAAAGGUUUCAAGAAAAGAGAACCAACCUUUCUUGCGGCAUUGAUGGAGAUCGUUGACUGCCAAGAAGCUGAAUUAGUGCCCUCAUAUGUCCAACGUGUUCUUGAAGAGAACAAAGAUGUAAUGCUGGAGGAGCUGCCCAAACGGUUACCUCCACGAAGUAAAGUUGAUCACGAGAUCGAGCUGGUACCCGGGGCAAAGCCACCAGCUAUGACCCCGUAUCAAAUGUCGCCUUCAGAGCUUGAGGAACUUAGAAAACAACUCAAGGAGCUGCUGAAAUCAGACCAUAUCCGACCAUCUAAGGCACCCUUUAGAGCUCCGGUCUUAUUUCAAAAGAAGAAGGGAGGGACGUUGCGGUUGUGUAUUGAUUACCAUGCUCUCAACAAAGUCACGGUGAAAAACAAAUAUCUCAUUCCUUUGAUAGCUGAUUUGUUUGAUCGCCUGGGGCAAGCCAAAGUGUUCACGAAGAUGGAUUUGAGGAAGGGCUAUUAUCAAGUUCGUAUAGCCGAAGGAGAUGAAGCCAAGAUGACUUGUGUGACUCGUUAUGGAUCCUAUGAGUGGAUGGUCAUGCCUUUUGGACUGACCAACGCACCAGUCACGUUUUUCACACUAAUGAACAGGAUCUUCCAGCCAUACUUGGAUCAAUUCUUGGUUAUAUACUUGGACGACAUUGUUGUUUAUAGUAGCUCAAUGGAGAAACACGUUAGACACCUUCAACUAGUGUUUAAUGUGCUACGGGAAAAUGAGCUAUGCGUCAAAAGGGAGAAGUGCACUAUUGCACAGCCAAAGGUACAAUUCUUGGGCCAUACGAUCAGCCAAGGGCAGAUUCAGAUGGAUAGCGACAAAGUUGAGGCGAUCCGGGAUUGGGAGGUUCCAACGAAGGUGCCCAAAUUAAGGUCCUUCCUUGGCCUUGCUAAUUAUUACCGAAGAUUUAUUCUUGGAUACUCGGAUAUUGCUGCUCCUCUCACGGAUUUAUUGAAGAAGAAUCGUGCAGCCAUUAUCAAGGAACCGAUUUUGGCUUUACCAGAUUUCACGAAACUGUUUGAGGUGCAAACGGAUGCAUCCGAUUUUGCUAUUGGUGGUAUCCUAAUGCAAGAGGGCCAUCCGAUAGCGUUUGAAAGCAAAAAAUUGAAUGAUGCAGAGCGGCGCUACACAGUCCACAAAAGGGAGAUGACGGCCAUCGUCCAUUGCCUAAGGACAUGGCGUCAUUAUUUGUUGGGAGCUCAUUUCAUCGUUAAGACAGAUAAUGUAGCAACCAGCUACUUCCAAUCACAAAAGAAACUCUCGCCAAAGCAGGCUCGAUGGCAAGAUUUCUUGGCAGAGUUUGAUUACUCAUUGGAGUAUAAACCGGGAAAAGCAAACGUUGUUGCCGAUGCAUUGACUCACACGGCUGUUUUGGCGAUACUAUUGAGCACGACCAGCUGUGGUGUGUUAGAUACCAUUAAGGAAGGGAUGGAACAUGAUCCCGUUGCCAAAUAA
Molecule: messenger RNA, 3852 nt
Organism: Capsicum annuum
Lineage: Eukaryota; Viridiplantae; Streptophyta; Magnoliopsida; Solanales; Solanaceae
Exons: 4
Coding region: 1-3852 (1283 amino acids)
Molecular function (GO): nucleic acid binding; zinc ion binding
Source: RefSeq, a predicted model, not a curated record